Messenger RNA from Pseudocercospora fijiensis CIRAD86, 1993 nucleotides. RefSeq lists its product as uncharacterized. The record is from RefSeq and is a predicted model, not a curated record. The transcript has 4 exons. Lineage: Eukaryota; Fungi; Ascomycota; Dothideomycetes; Mycosphaerellales; Mycosphaerellaceae. The coding region runs from base 187 to 1506 and encodes 439 amino acids.
GUUUGCCACGCACAUCCUCUUUCGUCUCUCGUAGACACUUCCGCUCUUUAGCACUUCAGUCACUCAUUUUUGCGUGUUGCGUUCAGUCGGCAGAAUUGACUUCUCGCCAAUUAUUCACAUUCACGACCACGAUCCCCAUUAGCAAACAGACACCAUUCGAAAGAUCCGAUUCGCAACCGAUCAGACAUGUACAGCAAGAUCUUCUUCGCCGCCCUCGUGGCUGGCGCGUCUGCCACUUCACCAGCAGCAUAUGGCCAGCCUGCUGGAUACGGCGAUGAUUCCAAUUCCACCUCUGCUGCGCCAGUCCAGGCAUCGAGCAGCGCCCCAGUCGCGCCAGGUUACGGCGGUGUCUCUUCUUCAAGCAGUGCUCCACGCGCCAUCCAGCUCGUCUUCCUCGAGCACGCCAUACUCGCCAAUCUCGACUUCCUCUGUGCCAUCUGUACCAGGGCUAGCUCCACUCCAUACUCGCCAGAGUCAACCGCCGAGGUCCCGUCCUACGGCAGCAAGAGCUCUAGCAGCCCAGUCGCUCCAAUCAGCACCGGCGUGCCAUCCUACCCAAGCCAGAGCAAGCCAGUCCCAUCCGGCUACUCUGCCUCGACUGUUGUCUACAACAACACUCUUACCUACACUCUCGGACACGGUUCAUCCGCUACCGUUGUCACCACCACCAUUCAAUCCACCUCGACUCUCUACGUCACCGUCACCGCUUACGCCACCAAGCCAGCCACUUCUGAGGCUCAGCCAACUGGCUCUGCUCCAGGCGGCUACAAGCCAGAGAGCACUGCAUACACUACCAUCAAGUCUACCUCUACCAUCACCAACUACGUCACUGUCUACCCAGCCAAGAGCACCCAAGGCAGCGCAGGCAGCGCUUCUACUCCAGUCAGCGCUGGCGAGGCUUGCGCUCCAACCACCGUCACCGUAACCGAGAAAGAGACCGUCUACAUUACCGUCCCAGCAAGCACCAGCUCUGCUGCUGUCUCCUCUACCAACUCUGUGGUCCCAAUUCAGUCCAGCUCUAAGGCAUGGUACCCAACUAACUCCUGGGGCCCAUCUUCCGGAUACGCUAGCAGCACUGGUUUUGCAACUUCCUACACCAAGCCAGCAUCGUACCCAAGCCAGAGCUCUUCCAGCUCCAGCUCGACUGAGGGAUCUCCAGUGUCAUCUUCCAGCGGUACUGCACCAGCUCCGUACCCAUACCCAAGCAAGAGCUCCAGCUCAAGCACGACCCCAGCCGCAGCAAUGACCACUUCAAGCGGGACUGCCCCAGCAGCAUACCCAAAGCCAAGCUCCAGCUCCAGCACUGAGGGAAGCCCAGUUUCCAGCUCAAGCAGCAAGAUCUACGCUCCCGGCUACGGCCCAAGCAGCUCAAGCACUCCUGUUGCACCAGUAUCCAGCGCAACAGCACCAGCAUACAGCUACGCUCCAUCGUCGACGAGCUCACCAGCAGCUGCAGUCAGCACCGCAUAUGUGACUCCAAUCCCAAGCAAGCCAGCCGGCUACUAAGCACCACAGAGCUACUAGAGUAGACCCGGUCUUUGAGAGAGAACAGGAUUAUUGCAAAGAUACCACAUGUCGCAGCAUCUCUUCACGACUUGAUGACGGUUAAGCGCUGCCGAAGAUUCCCUAUUGUUUUGAGUUGCAAUUUUUUGGAUUGGAAAGCCGGGGUCUGGAUGACCUGGCACUUCUCUGUAGCUUUGUUCAUUUACAGAUUAUUUUCUUGUUUGACCUUUGUUGGCUUGCCAACUGCUUGUGGAAGACGCGCGUGGAUAAGCAAUGGAAAUGUGUUUUGUCGUUUUGGCUUCUGUCUGUCUGCACAUAGUACGAGGCGAGGCGAGGCGAAUGAUACCAAGCUGGACUGGCACCGUGAGAAUUGUUUGGAAUUGACAUUUGGUCACCAGGACAGCCUAUAGGGCUGUCAUGCAAGCAUAAUACAGCCUGAUCUCACAACUCAACGACCGUAGGUUUGUUCAGCAUGUCUCGGUGUGGCUGG